GUGAAUUCUCAUUUGCAUGGAAUAAAUGGCAAACACCCACCGAUCCCCUCUUUCCAUUAGGGAAAGAAAAUCAGUUGAACCUUCUGCUCUAUGGUUAUAGUUUUAUUGUACAAAUUGGCAAUUCUCCGUCCACCCUGUUCUUAUAAAUUGCACAGUCCACCACCAGUCCUUCUACCUCCACCAAUGGGCGUGAUUGAAACUACCCCCACCGCCUUAGCCCUUUUGAUUCUCAGAAACCUGGUCACGCCUGCCCUCAUCCGUGCCCAUGAAUCUCUCGUUAAUCUUGGAGAAAAGUACAAGCUUCUUGAAUUUGUUCGCUCAUUCUUCAUUACCUGUUUUCUCAUAUUCUUAAGUUUACUUCAUUCUUUCUUGCCUUCUUUUGAUCUUAUUCGUGAUCAUAAUCACCUCCUUAUAUCCCCCAAGACUGAAAACCACGCCCUCACUUAUGAUGGCGAUUCGGGUAUUGCUCGAGCACUUCUGCAGAUCUUGUCCCUCAUUAACGAUAUCCCUGUUAGUUCUCGCAAGUAUGAACUCGUUCGAUCUUUAGCUGAGAAGCUUAUAGAGGAGAACCAGAGUGGGGAUGUUGAGGUUUUGCGUUUAGCCAACCGUACAAGUUUGUCGGCGGCUUUUGAAAGGACUCUUAGCCAGCUUGAAGGCACUAUGAUGGAACUCGGUCAUGAGCCGGUGGUGAAUGGCGGUGUUGGGUUAGGGUAUGGGCAAGUUCGGUACCAGUUGAACCGGAUUUUCAGGGCGGUUAGGUCUGUCAAAGAAGGAACACUGGGGGCCUUAGGUGGGAGGCCAACAGAGGGAGUGAAAUGGUCUGAAAAGUUGGCUGCUGAGCUGCUCUGGUUGUCUCAGAAGUUGGCUGCUUGCGGUUGCGGAGAGGAAGCUGUUUGGAGGUGGGCCUCUGCCACCAACUUGGCUUGGUUCGCUCUCUCGGCUGAGCCGCGGCUACAGAGUUCUUUGGUCAAGGUAUCAGCAUUUCUGUUCAAGCAAGCCAAAGAUUGGGGACUAGAAGAAAUAGAAGAAGGAAAACAACAACAACAAAGGCAAAUAAGGAAGAAGAUGCUGGUGGCUUGGUUGCCAUUGUUAUGCAAAGCUAGUACUGGCACCGAUGUACCUGUACUUAGCACGAGCGAAAAGGCAGAGCUAGAGAAAGUACUGGAAGAGCUCAUAGGAAUGAUGGAGCAAGAAGAGGAGCAGGAGCAAGUCUUGUCUUUGUGGCUACAACACUUCACUUGUUGCCCUUCUUCUGAUUGGCCUGAUCUCCUACCCUCUUAUGAUCGCUGGUGCACUACCGCGCGUAGGCUCCUGAUCCCCCAGUGAAAGGUUCAAGAUCUUGCGAUGGAUCUACAUAUACAUUUAAAAAAAAAUUUAGCGACGAAUCCAAAUUCCAUCACUAAUGACAUUGAUAAAUGAAGUGAUGGAUCCAUUGCUAACACUUGAAUCCAUUGCUAACACUUGAAUAAUGGACUAAAAUUCGUGGUUAAAUUAAGCUAAUUUUUUUUAAUUAAUUAUAGAUUAGUGAUAAAUUAUAGCCAUCACUAAAAAUCUUUUGCAUGAAUUCGACUUAUAUUAUUUUUGGGUCUUCAAUAAGACAAAUUCUUCUUUUCUGCU
Messenger RNA from Hevea brasiliensis (rubber tree), 1617 nucleotides. RefSeq lists its product as uncharacterized. Bases 91 to 1326 code for a protein of 411 amino acids. The transcript is spliced from 2 exons. The record is from RefSeq and is a predicted model, not a curated record. NCBI's taxonomy places the organism in Eukaryota, Viridiplantae, Streptophyta, Magnoliopsida, Malpighiales, Euphorbiaceae.